AUGUCAGACGCAAUGGAUAUGACUCCAGAUCAAACAUCAGAGGCUGGGGACACUGCUCACCAUGCAUCUACGGGACCAAACCGAUCAGCGAAACCGCCUGGGGGCAGGGAUACCGCUUUUCUUGGUCAUUCUUGCAGCAAUUGCGGUACUAAAAGCACACCUCUGUGGCGGAGAUCGCCAACUGGUGCAACAAUAUGUAACGCCUGCGGGCUUUACCUCAAGGCUAGAAAUGUUCACAGACCAACAAAGCGCAGCCGAAAUCGUCCACAACCAACGUCGGCAUCCGGCCCGAACCUAGAAACUUCAAGUACUUCUCCAGCAUCGACAUCAGGAUUGGCAGAAGGUGGUUGUGGUUCAACUGGAUCGUGUCCUGGCGGUGGAAACUGCAAUGGAACUGGCGGUGCUGAGGGAUGCGAUGGAUGUCCAGCUUACAACAAUCGGGUUUUUAAAGCCGCGUCACGAUUACCUCCGAACCAGCCCUUGCAGCCGCAGCCACAUGCUAUUGCUGAUUCAGAAAAAUCAUCAUCCAACGCGGGAGAAUCUGAAUCAAAUAUUCCUGGUCAGGAAAGUGGAGAGCUCCUGGUUGCGUGCCAGAACUGUGGCACUACAGUGACACCACUAUGGAGACGAGACGAGAAUGGCCACCCGAUCUGCAAUGCUUGUGGCCUAUAUUAUAAGCUCCACGGGUGUUAUCGACCGACAACGAUGAAGAAAUCAACUAUCAAGCGACGAAAGCGAGUGGUUCCCGUCUUGCGUGAUCAAUCACCAGGUGCCACAACGCAGUCUUCAGGCGAAUCUUCCAUGUCUCCAGAAGCCCACCCAGCCCGGCUCGCGCAUUCAUUCGACAGACCGGUUUUGGCACCACCUCCGGUCGACUUUACAGGAUAUAAUAUGCAUGCGACCACUCUCCCUCAUCACCCUGCUCCUCGGUUUCCAGAAUUACAAUCAACCUUCCGGCGUCAAUCGCAUUCUCCAGGUGCAGCAUCUAGCAGGGACGGUGACACACUGCCGCCUAUAGAGUCAUCCAAUCAACUCCCCCCUAUCAUGUCUCAAACCUACCCUACACCUCCAGCACGGCUUAGCCCUAUAUCCUCGAUUUUGAAUCCUGCAGCCAGUGCAGGAGAUAGCGGCAAAAUACCCACGGGUGGUUAUCGCCAAUCGCAGUCACCUCCCGUCUCUUCCACGGGCCAGCCGGAAGCUUAUAAGUUUGAUCGCCGGUUGCAACUCCAACGUGAGGCCGAGCUCAUGCGCGAGGCAUUGAAAGCAAAAGAACGUGAAUUGGCUGAGCUGGAACAUCAAAGAUAA
Messenger RNA from Talaromyces atroroseus, 1305 nucleotides. RefSeq lists its product as hypothetical. Lineage: Eukaryota; Fungi; Ascomycota; Eurotiomycetes; Eurotiales; Trichocomaceae. Gene Ontology annotation, molecular function: zinc ion binding; DNA-binding transcription factor activity, RNA polymerase II-specific; RNA polymerase II cis-regulatory region sequence-specific DNA binding. The transcript is spliced from 3 exons. The record is from RefSeq and is a predicted model, not a curated record. Gene Ontology annotation, biological process: positive regulation of transcription by RNA polymerase II; negative regulation of transcription by RNA polymerase II. Bases 1 to 1305 code for a protein of 434 amino acids.